Molecule: messenger RNA, 1728 nt
Organism: Tupaia belangeri chinensis (Chinese tree shrew)
Lineage: Eukaryota; Metazoa; Chordata; Mammalia; Scandentia; Tupaiidae
Gene: CREB3L4
Product: cAMP responsive element binding protein 3 like 4
Exons: 10
Coding region: 251-1435 (394 amino acids)
Biological process (GO): regulation of transcription by RNA polymerase II
Cellular component (GO): nucleus
Molecular function (GO): DNA-binding transcription factor activity, RNA polymerase II-specific; RNA polymerase II cis-regulatory region sequence-specific DNA binding
Source: RefSeq, a predicted model, not a curated record
UUCCCUGAAUCUCAGGCCAACUCUGGACUCUUUCCGCCUUUGUGGACGCCCGACUGUGAUCCUCCGCAAAAGCAAUGCCUGAAGAACAAGCGUUCGUCCCUAGGACACCAAAGCCUCAGGAAGAUGUACUGCCGCUAGGAGAAACUGAGGCAGAGGGGGCAUGGCUACCUAAGUUUUCCUUAACCUCCUCGCUCAGCCUCGUCCCCCACUCCCUGAUACAGCGCCCCUGCGGUGGCUCCUGGCAAGAAGCAUGGAUCCAGGAACCUCUGACCUAUUGGACGUGUGGCUGGAGCCCCCAGAAGAUACCUUUUCUACAGGAUCCUUCCUGGAGCUGGGACUCCACUGUCCCCCAGAGGUCCCGCUGGCCAGGCUACAAGAACAGGGGUUGCAAGGCUGGGAAUGCAGUGGGGGCCGUGGUUGUGGCCUUCAAGAGAGUGAACCUGAAGAUCUCCUGAAUCUUUUCAUCGAUCCCAAUGAGGUGUACUGCUCAGAAGCAUCUCCUGGCAGUGACAGUGGCAUCUCCGAGGACCCUGGCCAUCCAGACACUCCCCCUGCCCCCAGGGCACCCAGUUCUCCAGCCCUCUAUGAAGUUGUGUAUGAGGCAGAGGCCCUGGAGAGGAUGCAGGGGGAAGCUGGGCCAGCCGUAGGGCUCAUCUCCAUCCAGCUAGAUCAGUGGAGCCCGCCAUUUAUGGUGCCUGAUCCUGGCACGGUCAGCGAGCUGCACUUUGAUACUCAUGGCCACAUCCUGUCCGGAGCAGCCAGCGUAGCCUCGGUGCCUCCUGCAGCCCUGCUGCCCUGUCAAACCCUGUUCCUGACAGAAGAAGAGAAGCGUCUGCUGAGGCAGGAGGGGGUUUCUCUGCCCUCCCACCUGCCCCUCACCAAGGCAGAGGAGAGGAUCCUCAAGAAGGUCAGGAGGAAAAUCCGUAACAAGCAAUCAGCUCAGGACAGUCGGCGGCGCAAGAAAGAGUACAUCGAUGGGCUGGAGAGCAGGGUGGCAGCUUGUUCUGCACAGAACCAGGAACUGCAGGAGAAAGUCCGGGAGCUGGAGAGGCACAAUACCUCAUUGGUGGGGCAACUCCGCCAGCUGCAGACACUCAUUGCUCAAACCUCCAACAAAGCUGCCCAGACCAGCACUUGUGUCCUGAUCCUUCUUUUUUCCCUGGCUCUCAUCAUCCUGCCCAGCUUCAGCCCCUUUCAGAGUCUACCAGAAGCUGGGCCUGAGGAAUACCAGCCUCAUGGAGUGAUUUCCAGAAAUAUACUGACACACAAGGAUAUGACAGAAAAUCUGGAGGACCCAGUACUGGAGUCCAGACUGGGAGAACCACCCGGAGCCAAGAGUGCAAAUGGCUCAUCAAGGACACUACUCAAGAAGACUGGAGGAAAGACAGGACCCAGUGGACACAUCAGAACUGUGCUGCACGCAGAUGAGAUGUGAGAUGGGGACAGCCCUUCCUGCCCACUUCCCGAGCACAAGGAAUCCACAGCUCUCCAUUCAGCUCCGCUUCCCCUCUGGGUGGGAGUCCCACUGGGUGUCUUUGCCCUUGAGAAUCUGAAUCACUUCAGGACACCCUGGAUGUCUGUACCAAGCCUCAGUCUGCCUAUGUGAGGGGACACGAUACUUUUGUUGUUAUGUAUGUGUGAUUUUAUUUCUUCCUUGGGAAUAGGUUGGGGGGAAACAGAAGUUUUGACUGAAAAAUAAACAUUUUAGCUAAGAUAAUAUCCCAAAGU